This is a messenger RNA of Pseudo-nitzschia multistriata, 1117 nucleotides long. The record is from the annotation of a GenBank genome assembly. NCBI's taxonomy places the organism in Eukaryota, Bacillariophyta, Bacillariophyceae, Bacillariales, Bacillariaceae.
CUAAUAAGGGAUACACCAAGUUCKAAACCUCUCGUCUUCCACUCUCUCUGAUGGACUACAAUUUUCCAUAAAGAUUCCUCGCAAAUAGACUCUUUAUUCAAGAUCUAGUGUCUAUUCUGUGCAAUACAUCGAAGGCUAGAACACUGUUCGAGACAGAGAGAAUCAUAUUCCUCAGUUCACAAUGGCGAAUCCAUUUAUCAAUUCUUCUUUCACAUUGCGUCCAUCGAUGAAUAAUAGGGACAUCCCAGAGUUGACACUUCGCCAGACCGAGGUCUCCAGAAUCCCAAUGGAGAGAACCGAAACGAAGGAAGGAAGGUCAUUCAAACGCCAACGGUUAUUUAUGGAUCGCUUCAUGUCUACAGCGUUUCCCUUCGGUUAUCGCUACAGUUGCAACGAUGUUGAUUAUAGCUACGAUGACCAGUACCUUUCAGACGAAGAAAAUGGCGUUCCAUUAACAACACGGCGGAGAGUCUCGAGUAGACUUACCUCUUGUCGUAGGAUAAGUGAUAUAAGCAUCGGUAGCAGCAGUAAUGGUAUGAACAUCAGCGAAGCUGAUUAUUGGAAGACCCGCUGCCUUGAUGUGCAAGAUACGUUUGAGAAUGCACAAGCUCGCUUGAGAGAAGCGGAAGAGGACCAGAGACAGUUGCGACAGCGAGUUCGCGAACUUGAGGAGCAGCUCUUGCUCCAAUCGUCAUCAGGAAACAGUAACAGCAAUGGUGGGAUUGGAAAUGAAGAUUAUGAGGCUGGCAACACGGAAGAAACUUUCGAAACAAGGGAUAGGGACGCUAGCAGUAAUAUAGAGGGGAAGAACAAUAGAAUCGCACCGAAACAUUUGGGGAAAGAUGAUGGACAAUGUGCCGAGGAUACAGGUCGGAAAAAUAAGAAGGAACGACCACUCCCUGCCCUAGUAGUUGAGAUCAAGGAGAAUCACCAGGCAGUCUCGUCCUGUUUUUACUUGACAGACGGGGAAGGAUUGAACGAGUCCUAUGAUCAAGAGAUGGAAGACGUUUCAAUGGAUGUUUAUUGCGGCGACCAGAUGCUUGGUGAUAUCGAUGACGAUCGUAACGACAUAAAUUUUAACCAGCAGCGUGGGUGAAAGUAAAAAUCAUAGCGAAUA